AUGUCUUCUUCCCUGAAUCAUACCAACCUUGUUCUUAUUCCGAAGGAAGCCUCACCUGAAACAAUCUCUCAAUUCCGUCCUAUCGCUCUGUGUAACUUCGCUUACAAGGCGAUGGGUGCAUUUGAUGAUGCAAUGUGUUUCUACUACGUCUUUUACCGUGCUAUUGAAUGGGGCUCGCUAAGGUUGGUGGGAUUGAAGAUUAGGAGACGAAACCCUGUUAUUUCGCAUCUCUUCUUUGCUGAUGACUCUCUUUUCUUCCUCAAGGCUAAGGAUGGCUGUGUAAGGGAAUUCCUCAGGACUCUUCAAUGCUAUUGUGCUUCUUCAGGUUAA
Molecule: messenger RNA, 330 nt
Organism: Ilex paraguariensis (yerba mate)
Lineage: Eukaryota; Viridiplantae; Streptophyta; Magnoliopsida; Aquifoliales; Aquifoliaceae
Source: the annotation of a GenBank genome assembly